Molecule: messenger RNA, 4486 nt
Organism: Paramisgurnus dabryanus
Lineage: Eukaryota; Metazoa; Chordata; Actinopteri; Cypriniformes; Cobitidae
Source: RefSeq, a predicted model, not a curated record
UGAGAGAUACACAAGAAGUGGUAACCGAGCUUCUGUAACUGUGCACAAAACAGAUGUUCCACAAGAUGCAAUGACUAUCCAGCGUAGCUACGUUGAGAAGAUAAUGGAAAGUCCUGAUAAGCUAUGUCCCAUUCAUAAAAAGCCCCACCCGUUAAAAAAAUGCAGGAGCUUCAGAGCUAAACAUAUUGAUGAAAGAAAAUCAUUUCUGAAAGAGAACCGUAUUUGCUUCAGAUGUUGUGGGUCAGUACAGCAUAUGGCAAAAGACUGCAGAGUGACACUAAAAUGUCUGGAGUGUAACAGUGAGAAACACGUCUCGGCACUACAUCCUGGUCCUCCUCCCACUACAACAGGGAGUCAAGAAGCUGACAAAGAUGAUGGCGGGGAGGUGAAUGGAAAUGCUUUGACACCAGUGACAUCUAAAUGUACAGAGAUAUGUGGCAAUUCAGAUGGUCAACAUUCCUGCUCCAAAAUCAGUCCAGUGAUCGUAUAUCCUGCUGGAAGAAGAGAGGAAUCAAAGAAAAUGUAUGCAGUGUUAGACGAACAGAGUAACAAGUCACUCGCUAAAUCAGAAUUCUUCCAUCUUUUUAACAUUACAACCACAUCAGACCCAUACACACUGAAAACGUGCUCAGGGGUUACCAAAGCAAUUGGCAGAAGAGCUACAAACUUGAUGAUUGAAUCCAUUGAUGGCAAAAUACAACUACCACUACCAAGUCUAAUCGAAUGUGACAUGAUUCCUGACAACCGCACAGAAAUCCCAUCUCCUGAGGUGGCGCGUUGUCACCCACACCUACAGCGAGUUGCUGAGAGGAUUCCUCCUGUGGAUCCAGAUGCUUCCAUCCUCAUACUCUUGGGAAGAGAUAUUCUGCGGGUACACAAGGUGAGAGAGCAAAUUAACGGACCCCACAGUGCUCCUUAUGCGCAGAGGCUAGAUCUGGGAUGGGUCAUUGUAGGUGACACCUGCCUAGGAACAACCCACAAGCCAUUGAGUGUUAAUGUCCUGAAAACACAUGUACUCAGUAACGGUCGUACAUCUAUUCUUAGCCCAUGUCCAAACAAAAUCUUAGUUAAGGAGACUCUCAGUCAAUCAUCACAUCUCGGAUGUUCUUCAGCCUCUUGUACACAGGAAGAGCGCCUUAGUGGUAGUAUAGACAUGUUGGGAUCUGCUGUUUUUGAAAGAACCAGGGAUGAUGAAAAAUCAGCGCUUUCAGUGGAUGAUCAGGUUUUUCUUGAAUUGAUGGACAGAGAAGUCUAUAAAAAUGAAGCCAACAGCUGGGUAGCGCCAUUACCAUUCCGUUCCACUAGGCAGUUCCUUCCAAGUAACAGAGAGCAAGCAAUGUCACGUCUUUAUUCUCUCAGGAAAACAUUGGACAGAAAACCUGACAUGAAGAAGCAGUACAUUGACUUCAUGCAGAAAAUGUUAGAAAACGAUCAUGCAGAGCCUGCUCCUUCACUGGAGAAACAUAAAGAACACUGGUACUUACCGUCGUUUGGUGUAUAUCACCCUCAGAAACGUGACCAGAUAAGGGUGGUAUUUGAUUCAAGCGCUGAAUAUGAAGGAGUGUCCCUAAACAAAGUGCUGCUUAGUGGCCCUGACUUGAACAACAGCCUUUUGGGGGUCCUUUUACGUUUCAGAAAAGAACCUAUUGCGUUCACCGCUGAUAUACAGCAAAUGUUUUAUUGUUUUGUUGUAAACGAAGACCAUAGAGACUACCUCAGAUUCCUUUGGUAUGAAGACAACGAUCUCAGCAAGAUGGUGAGGGACUACAGAAUGAAGGUCCAUGUGUUUGGAAAUAGCCCCUCACCAGCUGUGGCUAUUUAUUGCAUGAGGCGCGCUGCAGCAGAUGGUGAGAGAGAGUAUGGCGCUGAUGCCAAGCAGUUUGUCAUAAGACAUUUUUACGUUGAUGAUGGACUUGCAUCUGCUCCAACCCCUGAAGAAGCGAUUGACAUCCUAACAAGAACACAGCAGAUGCUAGCUGAUUCCAACUUGAAAUUGCACAAGAUAACAUCCAACAAUCACAAGGUUAUGGAAGCUUUUCCAGCUGAUGAGAGGGUCAAGGAUCUGAAGGAUUUGGAUCUAAGGUUAGAUGAUCUCCCUUUACAGCGCAGCUUAGGGGUCCUGUGGAACCUGGAAACAGACAGUUUCACAUUCAAAGUGUCUCAAGAGGAAAGACCAUAUACUAAGAGAGGUGUUUUGGCCACGAUCAACAGUUUAUAUGACCCUUUAGGCUUUGUGGCUCCUAUAACAAUGCAGGGAAAAGCUCUCCUUCGUGAACUCUCAGCUGAGCAGAAUGACUGGGAUGAACCACUUCCUCCAGAAAAGAAGGAUGAAUGGAGUAGAUGGAAAGAAUCGUUGAAUUAUCUCCAACGUCUCCAGAUACCAAGGUGCUAUGUUCCAUUUCCGCAGUCCUCUGCCCAAAGAAAAGAGCUGUGCAUCUUUUCAGAUGCCUCCAUAAUAGCGAUUGGAGCGGUUGCUUACUUAAAGUGUAUCGACAGUGAAGGUCAGCAGUAUGUUGGAUUCAUUAUGGGCAAAUCCAAACUAGCCCCACGUCCCGCACAUACUGUUCCACGACUGGAGUUGUGCGCAGCUGUUCUAGCUGUGGAGCUUUAUGAGCUAGUCAGAGACGAGAUAGACAUUGACAUGGAUGCUGUGAAAUUCUACACCGACAGUAAAAUCGUCCUUGGAUAUAUUCACAACAGCACUAGGAGAUUUUACACAUAUGUUGCAAACAGAGUGACUCGUAUCCGUAAGUCUUCUCAUCCUGAGCAGUGGCAUUACAUCUCUACAGAGAACAAUCCUGCAGAUCAUGCCACCAGACCAAUCCAUGCUUCUCACCUGCAACACACAAAUUGGUUCUCGGGACCAUCAUGUUUAACACAAUCCCAUCCAGAGCCAGCACAGAUCGACAUCUUCACUCUAGUGGAACCUGAUGUAGAUGUGGAAAUACGACCUGAUGUAACGACUUUGAUUACAGUAACUUCAGAAACACAGUUGAAGUCACAUCGCUUUGAAAGAUUUUCUCAUUGGAUGACUCUGUGUCGUGCCAUAGCUUUGCUCAUCCGUGUGGCAAGAUCAUUCAAGACAACUGCCAAUCAGAGAAAUUUGCAAGGAUGGAAGUGUAACACUGAGGCAAGCACCGUAAGUGAGAUUCUUCGUGCAAAAGUUGUAAUUAUUCUCACUGUGCAGUCUGAAAUCUUCAAGGAAGAAUUCAAAUGUCUGGAAACAAAGCAGACAUUACCAAAGCAGAGUCCACUCAAAAAGCUUAACCCAAUCAUUGAUGAAGAUGGAUUGCUUAGGGUCGGAGGUCGUCUUGCACCUGCCAACCUGACAAAAGAAGAAAAGCACCCACUGAUUAUUCCUCGUACUCAUUACAUUGCUACUCUCUUAGUGAGAUACUACCAUGAGAAGGUGAUGCACCAGGGACGUCAUAUCACAGAGGGAGCAAUUAGAGCUGCAGGACUAUGGAUCAUCGGGAGCAAAUGCUUGGUCUCAUCUGUUAUCUUCAAAUGUGUCAUCUGUCGUAAACUCAGAGGAACACUACAGAUACAAAAGAUGGCAGACUUACCAGCAGACAAGCUCUCACCAAUGCCACCCUUUACCAACGUUGGGCUAGAUGUCUUUGGUCCAUGGAUGGUUAUGACACGUCGUACAAGGGGAGGCGCUGCAGACAAUAAAAGGUGGGCGGUACUUUUCACGUGCAUGACAACUAGAGCUGUGCACAUUGAGCUUGUGGAAUCAAUGUCCACAUCUAGCUUCAUAAAUGCAUUGAGAAGAUUUUUCUCAGUACGUGGACCUGCCAAGCUUCUUCGCUCUGACAGAGGCACUAAUUUCAUUGGUGCCUGUAAAGAAUUGGGAAUCGACCACAGAGAUGCAGCAUUAAACAGCUACCUUCAGGAGAAAAAUUGUACAUGGCAGUUUAAUCCCCCACAUUCCUCACACAUGGGGGGAUCGUGGGAAAGACUCAUUGGGAUAGCCAGGCGGAUUCUGGAUGCCAUGCUUCUUCAGUCUGUACAUACUCGUCUCACACAUGAAGUACUGAGUACCUUGAUGGCUGAGGUGAUGGCAAUAAUAAAUGCAAGACCAUUACUGCCAGUGUCUAAGGACCCAGACAUGCCAACUGUUUUCACGCCAGCAAUGAUCUUAACCCAGAAGACCAGUGCUCUAGAGGCCCCAUCUGGUAACUUUGAUUCAGCAGAGCUGCAUACAAAACAAUGGAAGCAAGUCCAGUGUCUUGCAGACACCUUCUGGAAGAGAUGGAGGAGGGAGUACCUUGCCACUCUUCAAAGUCGCCGGAAAUGGACAGAUGACAAGCCCAACAUCAAACUGGGAGAUGUUGUUUUGCUCAAAGAAAAACAAGCUUACAGGAACGACUGGCCGGUGGGACGUGUCAUUAAAACAUUCCUCAGCAGUGACAACAAGGUUCGAAAGGCAGAAGUAAAAAUAGUAAAAGAUGGAACUAUGAAGGUUUUAAUUGUACUUGGCUAA